AUAUAUUCGAUGGCCGUUCGGUCACGUGAUUAUACGUAUUUUUACUCAAUUUUGACUUGAUUAUAUGAUUAUGGAUUUCAAGAAUAAAAUAAAGAAAGUUUUCAAUGAUAUAAAGGAAUCGAAUAAAACGAGCCCCGAAGAUGAUCUAACCGUUCUGAAUCUCUUGCAAAGCUCAGUUGAUAAACCGGUGACUUCAAGUCAAUUUACUGCUGAUCCACAUGCAGAUCGCCAAGCUAUAGAGAGCAUUGAAGGUGUUUAUUAUAAAGAUCCACAAGCCUUUUGUGCGGGAGAUUAUGAAUUGAAAAAAAUACUUAAAAAUUUUCCUGAUAUCGAUAACGUUCAACCAGUCAUUGGUUGUAUUGAUGAUAAUAUCAAUAGACUAAAAAAGCAAGCUAUGGCAGUUUCUAGAAAAGUAUCGGAAUUAGUAUUAGAAAAUCAUCCAGCCUACGCUGCCGAAUUGGAUAGAGUUAUUGAAUUACAAGGUGAUUUAUCAGUAGCUGCUACAGUAUGUACCGACAGCAGAAAGGAGCUUGCAGAAACAAAAAGCAAGUUUACAGGGGCUAGUUUAUUACUUUUAGCAAAUUAUAAUAGAAAGAAACAUUUAACUUCGGUUUUACAGUCAUUAUAUACAAUUAAAACUCUGCAAAGAACUGAUGUCCGGGUAAGGGAGUUAUUAGAGGCUGAAGACUAUCCUGGAGCAAUUCAAUUAUGUUUAGAGUGUCAGAAAGCGGCUUCAACGUUUAAACACUUUAAUUGUAUUAGCGAAUUGAACACAAAACUAGGCGAAACUCUAGUCACUAUGGAGGAGUGUUUGGAUAAAGCUCUGUGUAAAGUUUGCACUCAUUUCGAUCCAUUAAAUUAUAAUAAGAUACAAGCUGCAUUUGGACAACUAGGAAAAUCACAAGCUGCCCUGGAUCAAUUACAUAUGCACUUUACUUCCGUUAUACAUAAUACUGCUUUCGUAAAAGUUUUGGGAUAUGCUCAAUUGAGUUCUGAGUCGGAUGACACUUUAAGGAGGAAACAAUAUCACGAACUAUGUUCGCAAGUUUCUUCAGACCUGUUUACUUCAUGUCUAGUGGAUAUUUGCAAAGCUUUGUGGCAAAUAAUGUUUAAUUAUAAACGCGUUUGCAAAUGGCAUGAAGAAAAUGAAUUAACUUCAAACGGUGAAGUUAGCGAGGCUCACGCUCGUUAUGUCCGUCAUAAAUUAGUUCAUGGUAGGAUACGUAUAUGGGAUGAUAUUCAACAAAGAGUGAAAAUGUUUAUAUCUGUAAACGAUUUAAGUUACUUUUUGUAUGACCAAUUUAUAAAUGUUCUCGAUCUUAUUACAACUUUAACACAAGUUGGAGAAGAAUUUUGUGGAUCAAAAAGUGAGAGUUUAAAAGAAUGUUUGAAAACUCAGAGUGUUAACUACUUUCGACAUUACCAUCGCAUUCGAAUGGAUGAAUUGAGAAUGUUUCUAGAAAACGAAACAUGGCAAAUUUGUCCACUUAAAUCAGGCUUCAACAUAUUCCAAUUACACGAAUUUAAAUCUAUUAUUAACAAUAAACCGUCAGUUAUUCCAGAAAGUUUGCAUAAUAGUGCCAAACAAUCUCCAAUUGUUUCAGAGCCCUGCAGCCGAAGGGAUAGUUUAGAAAAUAUAAAAACGGAAUAUGAUUACUUUGAAAAGUAUACUCCUGAUAAUAGUCCAUUUGAUGUGCAAAAAGAAGACAAAGUUGAAGAAGAUGUACUAUUAGUGAAUGAGUCUCAAGACAACAAUAGCCGUUCAAAUCUUACUAAUACAUAUGAUAGCGAAUCCGAAUCAGACGUUGAGGAUGAACUUAAAAAGGACUUUGUUGAUGAGAAUACAGGUGAAACAAACCAUAAUUUUAGUGCAAUAGCAUUUAUAUCAACACGAGGAAGACACGAUAAGUGUGCCCCUAUUGUUACAAACACAACAUUAAGUGUUUGUAGAUUAUUUGGCAAAUACAUGCAAAUGAUGACUGUUUUAACAUCAAUAGCCUUUGAUGUUACUAUUUGCUUAUCCCAACUCUUCGAUUUUUACCUCUAUUCAGUAUACUCAUUCUUUUGCGUUGAAGAAAAUGAGACGUCUGAGGACAAUAAUUCUUUCCUAUCGCCUAAAUUAACUACUACUCUCCGACGUAUAAAAGAAAAUUUGAUUGUUAUGCCAGACGAAGAGGAGGGAACUGAAGCAUCUAAAAAUAAGAUUAUUAGUCCAAUGCUCUCCCUUUGCGUUGAUAAAAAUAACUCUGAAGAAUUAUUCGGUUUAACCGAAAGAUUAGUUGCCACCGAAUCACUAGUCUUUCUAGCUGAACAAACAGAAUUAUUGCAACCUCAUCUAGAAGCUCUUAUUCCAACAACUAAAAGAGCUUUUCUACAACAAUUUUAUUCUCAAACGGUGUGCAUAGCUAAAGAAUUAAGAAAUCCAGUUUAUCGUGUCGUAGCUGUUAAAUCGAUAGACUAUGAAUAUUUAUGUGGUUUGAUGACAAAUGUUCGAUACGAUUUAAAAGAAAUUCUUUCUCAGCAUAGUUCCUAUAUUGACGUUAUUUUGCAGGAACUAAAAAAUUUUGCAUUAAGAAUGACUGGUGUCAAUCAAAGAGUUCCCAUUCCAAAAGAUGUUACAACUAUCAUAUGGGAUCAAGUUGUAAGACUAAUUAAUAGGACAAUGUUAGAAGGAUUUUCCAGUGCUAAAAAAUGUACUAAUGAAGGAAGGGCUCUAAUGCAAUUAGAUUAUCAGCAAUUUUUGAUACAAUUAGAUAAAUUGACUGAUUUAAGACCGAUUCCCGAUAGGGAAUUAGUUGAAAGUUAUGUAAAGGCAUAUUAUAUACCUGAGAUACAACUCGAAGGAUGGAUUAAAGAACAUAAAGACUAUUCCAUUAAGCAAUUACCAAUUUUGACUAUGUCGCUGAUAUUUGCACGAAGAUUUGGAAGAUUAAUAACAAGUUUACCAAAAAAUCAUAUUAAAUACGUAUCAAGUUCAUCAAAUACAGUUAAAAAUAAAGAUGAUAAAAGUCUGUCAGUACAAGAUGAAAAUGAAUCAACAGCACCAAAAGAUAUUGGGGGAUACGAUUACUUUCGAUAUUUGGCCGAAAUGGCAAAUGUAAAUCCAAUAACAAUUUCAAAACAAUUAGACGAAGUUUUAAAAGAAAAACACUUUAAAGAUGACCAUAGAAGUUUGGAAAAUUUAAAACCAGUUUUACCUUCAAAGAGUUUAAGUCUUGCAGCUUACGCAAAUGACUCUAAAGUUAUACAAAAGUUUAUUAAAUUAGGAGUAAAUUUAAGAAAUAUUGAAGUGAAUCAUCCAAAAAUGGCUAAUUUAAUAUUAAAAUUAGAUUUCGAAUUGGAUAUUCAACCGUUAUUAUUGUAUCUAUGCAAUAAUGGGGUCGAUAAAAAAGAUCUGGGUAAAAUAAUAACAAAAAGCCCAGAAAUACUUGAAGUUGAUUAUGAAGAGUUACAAGCAAAACUCGACUAUUUUCUGUCUAAAAAAUUUACCAGAGAAGCAAUUGGUAGAAUAAUAACAAAGGCUCCGAGAGUAUUAUUAAGAAAUCUUAGAGAAGUUGAUAGGGGUUUAGGAUUUUUACAAAAGGAAUUUAUGUUAACGGGAAAUGAAGUUAGAGAAUGUGCAACAAAACAUCCGAAACUUAUUACAUUUAAUAGGAAAUAUAUACACUUGAGUAGGAUAAACCUUAAGGAAAUUUGCGGUUUUAACGAUAACGAGAUCAAAAGUAUUGUAUUGGCAACGCCUAAAAUUCUAUUAGAAAAUCGAUUUACUAUUGAAAAAACGUUUAACUAUGUUCAUAAUGUUAUUGGGAUAAGCCAUUCUUCAAUUUUACAUUGGCCGGAUAUAUUGAGGAAAAGAUUGACUCUUAUUAAAGAAAGACACGAAUAUCUUAAAGCUAUUGGCAGGGAUCAGUACGACGAAACAAAAGAAAAUUUCGUAUCAACUAAAGCAUUAUCUUCUGGUAGAGACAGUGAAUUUUGCGAAAAUGUUGCCAAAACAUCAGUCAAAGUCUAUAAUGAUUUUCUAAGAACUUUAUAA
This is a messenger RNA of Dimorphilus gyrociliatus, 4036 nucleotides long. Lineage: Eukaryota; Metazoa; Annelida; Polychaeta; Dinophilidae. The record is from the annotation of a GenBank genome assembly.